AACAAUUAGCUGUUAGCUAGCUCCCGAGGAGCCUCAUCCAACAUGGCGGACAUAAACAGACAGCUGCAGGAGUACCUGGCCCAGUCCAAAGCUGGACCCGCCAAGACUGUCUCCCAGUCCAGCUCCAGCACCGCGCUGGACAUGGACGACCCGGACCCGGUCCCAGGGAGCUGGUUCGGCCGGUGGUCCAGCCCGUGGUCCGGCCAGGGCUCCGCUCAGAGCUCCAGUGGAAACAGCGGCCUUUCCUGGCCGUGGUCGGCCGAGCCGGACCCCUGCCUGCCGGGCAUGAGCCGGCGGCAGCGGCUGGUGGCCGCCGGGGUCUGCGUGUGUUUCUCGGCGCUGUGUUUCGGACUGUCGGCGCUCUACGCCCCGCUGCUGCUGCUCUACGCCCGGAAGUUCGCGCUGCUGUGGUCGCUCGGCUCCCUGUUCGCCAUCGCGGCCGUGGCCAUCCUGCGGGGCCCCAGCCGGCUGCUGGCCGGCCUGCCCACCUCCCCGGGGGCCGCCGUGUACCUGGUGACGCUCGGAGGGACUCUGUACGCGGCGCUGAGCCUCCACAGCACCGUGUUGACGGCGCUGGGAGCCGCCCUGCAGGUCGCCGUCAUCGUCGGGUACGUGGUGUCGCUGCUGCCCGGAGGCAGCGCCGGGAUGCGCUUCAUGGGCGGGAUGGCCGCGUCCGCCAUCAAAAGGACCGUGUCCGGGAAAACCAUGCCCAUCUGACCGGGACCGGGACCACGGACCUGGAUCGUAUCUGCUGUGCAGAGCCCCGGGUUCUGGAUCGGCCUCUGGGAUACCCUGAGCGGGUGUGCAGGCCUGGCCUGGGAAUUGAACCCUCACUGCUUACAAACUGGAUUUUCUGAGGACCAAAUGACAUUUAUUAACAUUUCCUACCUAAAACUAAUGACCCAAACCCGGGUACCUGGGUAGGAGGUCGGUGUGGGUGCUGCUGGGAAAGUUCAGUGAAACUUCAUUAAAACCAAAGUUAACUCUGCUUUUUGGUGGUUUUUCAGAUUUGUGGAACACUUUGAGGAUGGAAAGGAAAGCUCAGACCGGGAGAAGGGAUGGAUCUGUUUUAGUUGCUGUCACACCCAGAAAGUAGCCAGAAAAACCUGAAGCAGAGCAACACCAAAGCGUCUUGAACCAGAAAUAAAGCCUGAGCAGUUUAAAACCAGUCCAACCCGAGAGAUGUCAAGCAGUGAAUAAAUGAGAUAAAAACAGAAACAGAUGAUCCUGAUAGUCUGACCUCAAAGGAACUUGUUUCUCACCUAAACACAAACUGCAUCUUUUUUAAUUACAGCGUCACAUCGGAAUAAUGAUUUUUGGAGAAAGUUAAGGCCAGAACUUUAGAUGAUGCCAACAUCUGGCACAGUGAUGAACAGUUAAAAACCAGCCCUGUUUUUGUCCAAAACUAACAUCAGUAAAACUGCAGGUAACUGUCAGUUAUUCAUCUGGGCUUGUAUUCAACCAAAGUUCAGUUUUUCAGACUGGCUGGAACCAGUUGAGAUCUAUUAUGUGAAUAUCCUGAUGUGACAAAUACAUGAAACUAGUGAAGGGUCAUUCAAGACGAUGUACUGUCACAUUUUAAAUUAUUUGAGAUUAUUAAUCAUCAAAUGAAAGGAGAGAAUUGGAAACUGGAGAUUUCAUUUCAUUCCACACGAUCGUUGAAUAGUUCAUUUCAUCUGGUGUGCAGUAUUUAAUUUCCUCAGAGAAAAAUGGCAGCAAAAUGGAUGUUAAAAAAACAAGAAGCUGUGAUUCCAAGUAGCUUUUAAGUGAUCUGAUGUUUUGAAACAUUUGAACACUGAAACUAAAACUAACCUGUAAAAAAAUCUGUGGACUGACUGUGUAAAGUUUCAAAACAUUAACAGCAGUUUGUUUACACGCCUCAGCCAGAUUAUCAUCAGUAAGCACGAGGAUUAUGAGGGAGUCAUUUACCAGGUUGACCUUUGUUUUCACUCUUCCCUUCAUGCUGGACUUCCUCAGCCGUCAUGGCACGCCACCGGGAAGUGUUCUGCUCUCAGAUCACCUGAUGGCCUGAUGGCCCAGCCACAGUAAAACUGAUAUUCUACAGCAAACGUGUCAAACAUAAGGCCCGUGGGCCAAACCUGCCUCCAAAAGUGGCUCCAAUCUGACCCGAAAACAAAGCAACUGCUAUAAAAGAUAUUUGGACAUUUGAGAGUAUUUUACAUCAGACGGUUUCAAUAAAAUAGGUGUUACGUUAAGACUGUAAUCAUUUUCUGUAGUAAAUGUUUGUGAAAAUAAACAUUUUCAUCACACA
Salarias fasciatus (jewelled blenny) is the source of this 2272-nucleotide messenger RNA. It is a transcript of the gene sft2d3, whose product is annotated as SFT2 domain containing 3. The record is from RefSeq and is a predicted model, not a curated record. The transcript has a single exon. Gene Ontology annotation, cellular component: membrane. Gene Ontology annotation, biological process: vesicle-mediated transport. Bases 43 to 717 code for a protein of 224 amino acids. Lineage: Eukaryota; Metazoa; Chordata; Actinopteri; Blenniiformes; Blenniidae.